UCUCCUCGCUGCGCCUCCUCCUCCCCCCCCUCCGCCUGAUGACGGCCUCCAUGUGGCAGGUCGCCCGGCAACAGAGUGUGAAGCAUUAUGGGAUGCUGGAGGACUUUGUUUCCAUGGUGACGGAGGCGGUCCCUCAGCUGCUGACGGACAGGCAGAGGAGGCUGCUGCUGCUGGCUCUCAGGGCAAAGGUGACCCUCAGCGACCCUCAGGUGACCCUCAGCGACCCUCAGGUGACCCUCACUCACCGCUCCGAGGACACGAUGGAUGACGAGACGUCCUCUCUGCAGUCUCUCCUCACGCAGAGUCCUGACGACAGACAGCGCCUCCUGCAGGAAGUGUUCGACCACAGCUUCGACUCCGCCCUCCAGGAGCUCAUCUCUGACUUCCUGUCCCGGACAGAACAGCUGUUUCCUGUUCCCGACUUCAAACAGACGGCCUGCUGGCUCUCUGCUGCCCCCGGAGGUUUUGAGGAGUGUCUGCAGGAGGCGGAGCACCUGAGGGAGCUGCUGACCAAUCAGAGCUGUCGGCUGGGGAAAGCCUCCACCACAGUGAGACAGGACACGGAGAACGUGCUCCUCACAGCCUGGUCCCACCCCCUCCUCAACAAACCGGCCAAUCAGGAGCCUCCUCCCGCCAACAGCCAAUCAGAAGCUCUCCCAGAUGUCCAAUCAGAUCCCCCCACUGACGUCCAAUCAGAUCCUCCCCCUGACGUCCAAUCAGAGCCUCUCUCUCAGGUGAAGGUGGAGGUGCUGGUGCUGAAGGAGGGUCAGGAGGAGACUGUGAUUGGUCAGAGCGAGGAGCAGGAGGCGUCCAAUCAGAGCGCAGCAGGGGGCGGGGACUCAUGGGACAUCACACCUGUGAUCGUGGAGGUGCACAGGCUGAAGGAGUCACCUGGAGACUCUGCCGACCAAUCAGAGGACACAGGGGACCAAUCAGAGGACACAGGGGACCAAUCAGAUCAGAGCCCUGAGGCCCCGCCCCCCCGUGUGUACAGAGCGUCUCCCGCUCAGCGCGUCGCUCACAAGUGUCCUCGCUGUGGGAAGUGCUUCAUCUACAGAUCCCAGGUGAUUCGUCACCUGAGCACCAGCAAGUCGUGCAGCUCAGCGUUAAGGCGCGCCUCCUCUACGCAGGCUCCGCCCCCUGACACAGAGCCCCGCCCCCUCCCCUCAGGGCCCCGCCCCCCCCCGCUCUCACUCCUGCUUCCAGUGCAGCGCCUCCUUCAGGUCGCAGGCGGAGCUGCGCAGCCACCAGCGCAGCCAUCGCAGCCGCACGCUGUUCAGCUGCAGCUCCUGUGAGCGCACCUUCACACACCUGUCCAGCCUCACCGCUCACACACUCACACACACACACUCUGCGGGGGAGUUCAGCUGCCCCACCUGCAGCCAGGUGUUCCCCACAGCCCGGCAGUGUGACGCCCACCGGCUGCAGCACCGCCCCCCCCCCCCUCACCUGCACUGUGUGUCCGCUGAGCUUCAGCUCUCAGAGCCGCCUCCUCAGACACCUGCAGACGCACUCUGCUGAGGGGGCGGAGCUUCAGUUCAGCUGCCGCUUCUGUGACCUCACCUUCCCAGGUGUGACCCAGCUGAGGAUCCAC
Molecule: messenger RNA, 1594 nt
Organism: Trematomus bernacchii (emerald rockcod)
Lineage: Eukaryota; Metazoa; Chordata; Actinopteri; Perciformes; Nototheniidae
Exons: 11
Coding region: 39-1295 (418 amino acids)
Biological process (GO): regulation of telomere maintenance via telomere lengthening; telomere capping
Cellular component (GO): shelterin complex
Molecular function (GO): telomeric repeat DNA binding
Source: RefSeq, a predicted model, not a curated record